Pimephales promelas (fathead minnow) is the source of this 2866-nucleotide messenger RNA. It is a transcript of the gene slc25a36b, whose product is annotated as solute carrier family 25 member 36b. Lineage: Eukaryota; Metazoa; Chordata; Actinopteri; Cypriniformes; Leuciscidae. Gene Ontology annotation, biological process: pyrimidine nucleotide import into mitochondrion. Gene Ontology annotation, molecular function: pyrimidine nucleotide transmembrane transporter activity. Gene Ontology annotation, cellular component: mitochondrion. The record is from RefSeq and is a predicted model, not a curated record.
UCUGAUUGGUCGAUCGACAGUGAACUGUGAGCGGGUUUACGUCGCAGAAGUGAGUGUCCACGAAGAAGGUGAAUGCAUACGGGGCAAACGUGCACGUUUUUAAACCUCUGAUGUAAACUGCCACUUGGAUUUUGACCCAGAUCAGUGGGAUGUAGUCAUCUCGUCCUCACAGACUCACUUUCAGACCAACUAUCGAAUAAGCAUUGACUGUGAAUCGACCAGCGGGAUUUUGUUCGAGGCGAAGCCGCGUUGAGACACGUUGAGGUCGUAUAAAGUGACUAGUAGCGACCACUGGUCUCACACCCACCCGCAUGAGCUCCACACGGACACGGACACUAACGUUACAACCCAGUCCGGUGGGUCCCGGAGAGCAUGAGCCGAGAUGAGCCAGAGAGACACACUGGUGCAUCUGUUCGGUGGAGGAUGUGGAGGCACAGUAGGUGCGAUCCUGACGUGUCCAUUAGAGGUGGUGAAGACGAGGCUUCAGUCUUCCUCCUUGACGCUCUGCAUCUGCACAGUUAAUGGAGCCAGCGUGGCACGUGUGGCCCCUCCAGGGCCCCUUCACUGCCUCAGAAUAAUUCUUGAGAAAGAAGGGCCUCGUUCUUUAUUCCGGGGCCUGGGACCCAAUCUAAUCGGAGUGGCUCCUUCACGGGCCAUCUACUUCGCAGCCUAUUCCUGCUCAAAGGAGAGACUGAACUGUGUGUUUGAGCCAGACACCACGCAGGUGCACAUGACGUCUGCUGGGAUCGCAGGGUUCACGGCAAUAACGGCAACAAACCCAAUUUGGUUGAUUAAGACACGUCUACAACUGGAUGCCAGGAACCGCGGGGAGCGUCGUAUGAAUGCGUUUGAGUGUGUUCGCCGCGUGUAUCAGAAGGAAGGCCUGCGUGGGUUUUACCGCGGCAUGUCCGCAUCCUACGCGGGAAUCUCAGAGACUGUGAUCCAUUUUGUGGUCUAUGAAAGCAUCAAACGCCGUCUUUUAGAAGCUAAAGCAGCAACACACAUGGAUGAGCAUGAGGACACGGCCAAGGACGCCUCAGACUUUGUGGGCAUGAUGCUGGCAGCCGCAACCUCCAAGACCUGCGCCACAUCGAUAGCCUAUCCACACGAGGUCAUCCGUACACGGCUAAGGGAGGAAGGAAACAAGUACCGCUCGUUCUUCCAGAGUCUCAACCUAGUGUUCCGAGAGGAAAGCUAUCGAGCUCUUUACCGAGGACUCACCACACACCUGGUCAGGCAGAUCCCCAACACUGCCAUCAUGAUGUGCACCUACGAGUUCGUCGUCUACCUGCUCGAUGGCUAACCUCGUGGACCGAACGCUAUGUGGUUUUAUUAACCUUGUCAAAUGCUGUGUGUCCUGGGAGAAAGGUGUUCGGAGAAUCAGGGUAAUGACUUAAAAGUUGGUGUCUAGAAAGAAGCUUUUCCUUCCCUUUCCCUCUUUUAAUCUUCUUUAAAAUGAUGCUGCUUCUAAAAAGCCUUGACAUACCUGACUAACGAUGGCAGUCAGAUGGAGUGUGUUACAUUGACAUCAGCACCAGUUCACCUUUAACCCCCUCAGAGUUUGACUUUCCAUCUCAAACAGCAUUUCACAUCAGAUUGAACUUGAAUGUGGUUUUAGCAGUUUGGUUCUGUCAGAGAAGCUGUUCUUGUGUCGGCAGGUCAUUGAGGGUUUUGUCCGCCACUAUGAUGGUGAUCAAAGGGGAUUUUAUCAAGCUCUGAGCUGGAAAGGAAUCCAAACAGAGGCUCACUUCCUGUCUGGAAACAGCCAAUCGGGUUGCUCUUACACCAUGCAGUGCAAAAGCAGGAAGAUCCUUCAUAGAUUCACACGCCUGACACUAUGCGCACACGUGUACGUGGACCUGCAAAAGGAAAUAAAAAUGUCUAAGAGAGUGUUUUGUCGUUUUGACACUGCACAGGGAAGUGUGUGGUUGUCUCAGAGUGUCAUAUUUGUGCGUUUGUACAGGUUAUUGUGUGUUUGCUUCCCAUUUUUGACUUUAACACAUGAAUGUAACAAUCAUUGAAGCCAAAGUAGGUUAGCACAAAAAAAUCUUUAUAAAAUAUAUGUACUCUGCAGAAAAAUCACUAAAGAAAGGAGGAUUCAUUAUUUAAAUUAGUAAAAAAUUAAUGAAGUAUUAUGCAUAAAAAUAUAAAAAGCCACUGCACUGUUACACAAAUAAGUGAAUUUUUUUGGUGGACAUGUUGUGCCCCAUCCCAAGCACACACACUCACACACACGGAGCACAAAACAGAAGUUUGUGGCUGAAUUUUUUGCCUUGUUUUGCCAUAAAAAUUCCUAGAAAUCCUUUGAACAAGAUCUAUUAACUCGAAAAGCAAAAUUGCAUUCGAUUUUUUUUUAGGCUUUUUCAGGCAAUAUUGAAUUUAUUAUUAUUGUAUUAAUAUUUAAUAAUAAUAACCUUAAAAAAGCAGAAACUUAAAUUAGUUUAGUUUUAUACUUAACAAAAAAAGAUAUUUGCUAAUGAGUUGAGACAAAAACAAUUCCGUGUAUAUUUACUGAUAAUGUCUUGUUUCUUAAUUUCAAGUGAAUUGAUCUUGUUUUAAGUGUGUUUUAGAUAUUUUUUCAGGAAAACAAGACAAGAAUAUUGUUAAACAAAAUGUUUUUGCAGUGUGGACAAAGGAAAAACACAUUAAAAUAUAAAAUAAAGUCAAGCUGUCAAAACGCAUGUUUUCUCUUUGAUGCAGUUUUGUGUACAAUCUGACUCUCACUCUUGUAUGCCUUUAUGAUUCCAGUGUUUGAUUUUUUUUUCUUUCCAGUGUUUUGUUGUCGUUUACAGUCAGUUUGGUGUGAAAGGUGAAAUUACCUGCUCUGUUGUCACUGUUCAUUAUGACAUUAAUAUUCAGCCGUUGG